Molecule: messenger RNA, 791 nt
Organism: Pelodiscus sinensis (Chinese soft-shelled turtle)
Lineage: Eukaryota; Metazoa; Chordata; Testudines; Trionychidae
Source: RefSeq, a predicted model, not a curated record
GAUGGCCAGGUUUCUAGAAUGUCAGGGAUCUAGAAAGGCAUUUCCUACAGCAGCCAUGUUCCUGGGUUCUCUUCCCCUCCACUUCUGGCUGGUGUCUCCUGUCCGCCACAGGGCAGUGCUGUUCCAGAGGGUGGUGACUCUAGACCCUUUCUCUUCGUGCCUGCAGAAAGCCGGAGAAAGGGAUCCAGUACCUGAUCGAGAGAGGCUUCCUCUCGGACACGCCAGUCGGGGUGGCUCACUUCAUCCUGGAGCGCAAGGGCCUGAGCCGGCAGAUGAUCGGCGAGUUCCUCGGCAACCGGCAGAAGCAGUUCAACCGCGAUGUUCUCGACUGCGUGGUGGACGAGAUGGAUUUCUCCAACAUGGACCUGGACGACGCGCUGCGCAAGUUCCAGUCCCACAUCCGGGUUCAGGGGGAGGCGCAGAAGGUCGAGCGUCUCAUCGAGGCCUUCAGCCAGCGCUACUGCGUCUGCAACGCCCCGCUCGUGCGCCAGUUCCGGAACCCGGACACCAUCUUCAUCCUGGCCUUCGCCAUCAUCCUCCUCAACACCGACAUGUACAGCCCCAGCGUCAAGCCAGAGCGGAAGAUGAAACUCGAAGAUUUCAUCAAGAACCUUAGAGGGGUGGAUAACGGGGAAGACAUCCCCCGUGACCUCCUGGUGGGGAUCUAUCACCGCAUCCAGAGCCGAGAGCUGCGGACCAACGACGACCACGUCUCCCAGGUCCAGACUGUCGAGCGCAUGAUUGUGGGGAAAAAGCCGGUGCUGUCCCUCUGGAGAAGCAGAAGGGGGUGA